Paramormyrops kingsleyae is the source of this 3501-nucleotide messenger RNA. Its product is annotated as lactadherin-like. Gene Ontology annotation, cellular component: plasma membrane. The record is from RefSeq and is a predicted model, not a curated record. Gene Ontology annotation, molecular function: calcium ion binding; signaling receptor activity. NCBI's taxonomy places the organism in Eukaryota, Metazoa, Chordata, Actinopteri, Osteoglossiformes, Mormyridae.
CCACGCAGCCGCGAGGACUCGGAAGGCAGAGUCGCUGGAUGGAGUCCGCCGUCAGUCCGUCGGGCUCGAUGAAAGGACGCGCACCUCUGGCCGCUCUGCGGACGCGCUGACGUUAGCGUCUUCGGGAAACAUUAAAGCUGCGGUAGUUAAUAGCCUAAGUGAAAGCCAAGAAAUAUGAGAAGUCGCGGUUGCUCUGUUUCCUUCGCACUUUUAGGUAUUUAUUUAAAUGCUUUUUAUACAGUCCAAGGUGACUACUGCAAGGUGAACGUCUGCCAGAAUGGAGGGACGUGUGUUACUGGGGUGGGAGAAAACCCCUUCUUCUGCAUCUGUGCAGAAGGCUUUGGAGGAGACACCUGCAACGAUACAGAGAGCGGCCCCUGCAGCCCCAACCCCUGUAAAAAUGACGGCAUCUGUCAGGUCACCACCGAGUCGCGGCGGGGAGACGUCUUCGGCCAGUACGUCUGCAAGUGCCAGUCUGGAUUCGAGGGCAUGCACUGCCAGAACAAUGUGAAUGACUGCGUGAGCCAGCCCUGCAAGAAUGGAGGAAUCUGCCGAGAUCUGGAUGGGGACUUUAGCUGCAGAUGUCCCACGCCCUACGUUGGGAAACACUGUCAGCUGCGAUGCAUCUCUCUGCUGGGGAUGGAGGGGGGUGGGAUUUCUGAGUCCCAGAUAACGGCUUCCUCGGUCCACUACGGGGUCCUGGGCCUGCAGCGGUGGGGCCCCGAACUCGCCCGACUCAACAACCAGGGCAUCGUCAACGCCUGGACCUCUGCCACGCAUGACAAGAAUCCUUGGAUACAGAUAAACUUGCAGAGAAAGAUGCGUCUGACGGGGAUCAUCACCCAGGGGGCCAGCCGCAUGGGCAUGGUGGAGUUCAUUAAGUCAUUCAAGGUGGCUUCCAGCUUGGAUGGCGUGACGUACACCAUGUACCAGUCUGAGAGCCAAGGGGGCGAGGAGGUCUUCAUCGGAAACGUGGACAAUGACAGCGUCAAGACCAACCUGCUGGACCCACCCCUGGUGGCACAGUACAUGCGCAUCAUCCCUGUGGUGUGCCACAAGGCCUGCACGCUGCGCAUGGAGCUGAUGGGCUGCGAGCUCAACGUGUAUUUAAACAUGGCAGGUUGCUCUGAGCAUUUGGGCAUGAAGUCUCGCCUUAUCUCGGACGGCCAGCUGUCGGCCUCCAGCGCCUUCCGCACCUGGGGAAUCGACGCCUUCACGUGGCACCCCCACUACGCCCGGCUCGACAAGCAGGGCAAGACCAACGCCUGGUCCGCGGCCAGCAACAACCGCUCAGAGUGGCUGCAGGUGGACCUGGAGACACCGAAGCGACUGACUGGCAUCAUCACCCAGGGAGCCAAAGAUUUCGGUGUGGUUCAGUUUGUUACGGCCUUCAAGGUGGGAUACAGCAACGAUGGGCACUCCUGGACUGUCUUUAAAGACCAGAAGACUGAGACAGAUAAGAUUUUCCAAGGCAACAUUGACAACAACGUGCAUAAGAAGAACGCAUUUGAUCCGCCCUUCUACGCCCAAUUCGUGCGCAUUCUUCCGUGGGAGUGGCACGAGCGCAUCACGCUGCGAAUGGAGCUGCUGGGAUGUGACGACUAGCUACGCCCAGCCACUCAGGGCCUCCACCUUGUCUCCGCCCCAUCCUUGCCCCGCCUUCUGAGUGCUGCCUCCCUGCCAUGCCUGCACUUGCUGUCCUCAACCACAGGGGGCAGAGUCUCACCUGUCCCAGCUGCCUGUGAAGGUUUCAUCAGCCGAUCGCAUCCUUUGAACUUCAACUUCCUCUUCAAAUCAUGGCAAUAAAUCCCAGGAUCUCAUUUUCAAUGAGAAACAUCUGAUGAGUAUUAAUGAUAUACACAGUCCAAGCUGUUCAGGGCUGGACCAUGAUGUGAUGCAGCCUUUGCUGAGACGUUUGUCAUCGUGUCUCAGGGACUUCGUAAUGCUGCUUGUUUUAUUUGCUGUCUAGCUUGUAUCGUGAUGUAGUGAAUCAUUAUUGUAGAUAUCAGAGGGUAGAUGUUUUCUAAUAAAUUUAUUUUAAAAAGGCUCAUAGAGCCAGAUGGUUCCACUCAGGCCCGGCCUCAUCCACAGAUAUCUCCCGCUGGAGUUUAUUCAGCCCUGGGUAGAGAUGAAAGAUGGUGGUCCUCCUCGCGCUUUCAACAAAGUCCAUCGUCCUUUUUUCUCCAAUGUAAACUUCCCGCUGGAACGGCUUCACAGAGCCUAGACCGAAAGUCGGCUGGGGGAUAUUCCGAGUUUCCGAGCAGACCCUCGCAAAGGUGUCCCUUACGGCUUUCUCAAAGACAAAGUGAAAAACACCAGAUGGUGCAGGUUUUAUACUCUUAAGAAUUCUGAUGUCACUCCACUGAAGGCUGUCACUGAUGUAGGUUGUAGAUCAGAGCAAUGGGCUUUGUGACACCAUUCAAUGCAUUCAGUGUAGCUCUGGUUAAUUGCAGUGAAUGACGGCUGUUGGUGUAAAGAUGCCGAAGGUUGUCCUCUUGGGGGCGCUCUCUCCGCUCCACCUCUGCGUUUGCUUCACUGUCUGGCUGCCAGUUCCAACAUGUCCACAAUGCUCAUGCUUCGAGCAUGACGUCACCCCCACCGGCCUCCCGGCCUGUCAUCCACAGCCCCCGAGGAAAGAGACGUGCCGGCCUCCGUGUUACCUUUGCCGCCCCCCCCCCCCCCCCCCCCCGCCGCUGCGCUUGUUGAAAAGUCGGUCAAAAUUGAUGAUAGUUUACGGAUUUUACCAGGAGAGAAUCAAAGGUGUGACAAGAAAGGCUUGGAUGGGGAUGUGUUUUCAGGGUGUGACACACACAGUUAGAGAGAUGAAAGGGACGACCCAGACUGUGCAGAAAGUCACGUGAAUUUAAUCGGAAAUGCCUCCUCACACAAUGCACUCACCCUGAAAUGGGGGAAUUCAGUGAUCUGUAUAACACACAGGCUGACUGUGAUACGCUGUUACGUGACCCAUUGUUCUGCUGUCUGAGAUGCAAGAGAAAUUUUCAAUGUGUUUACUCUAAAACAGUAACAUGUUUAGUUACUAUAGUUAAAUAUAGCAGAAAUCUUUUGAUAAAAUCACUAACCUGAGUCCUGUUGCUGGUGUUUAAUAUGAUUCAUACUUACAUAUUACUAAGAGUCAAGAUGUAUCGGUUGGGGGGAAGUAAUAGAUUUAUUAGUGUAAAUGCUUUGUUGUAGCUGUUAUUAGACAGCUGGCAUUGUCGCAGAUUUGUUGAGGAUUUUAUUACCUGUUGAUCUUCACUUGUGAUUGUUCUUGAGUAACACUAAUGUAUAUCUGGUGAAACGAGCCUCAGCUUGUGGCCAGCAGGUGGCGUACUUAGAGGUGAGUCUGCCAACUGCGGUGCCUUCAGGUGAAGUAAUAACGGCGAAAGGCUUAAACGAGCAUCAGCUGUAUUUGUGCGGAAGCUGUACGGAACACAAACUGCUUUUGAUGCAGGUGUCUGCUAGUCGAAAUAAACGGACGAUCUGAGGGGUGAGAUUCAGAAA